GUCGUCAUCCAUGUGAGCGAUCUAAAACGGCGCAAGUCCCCCGCGUCCCCCUCCCACGCCCCACCUCAUCACCCUCACAACACCACGAUGACCACCAAGACCGACCCAACGCUCAAGUCCGUCUCGGGGCACUGGUUCACCGCGUUCCCGAUCCCGGAGGUCGCCGCCGUCCCACAAACCUACCAGUUCACCGACCGUACGCUCUCAGCGCAAGUAUUCACGCACCCGUCCUUCGCCAACGGCACUGGCCCGCACAACGCGAUCCUGAGCUUCGAGGGCGCAACGCUCAUCACCACGCUCGCCACGCUCAACCUAACCGUGCUCUUCCCCGCCACGCCCGUCUCAACCCUAUCCGACCUCCGCCUAGCCAUAACCUCUCGCGCACUACACGCACACCUCUCGCGGGCGCUCUCCCUCCCCUCCCACCUCCGCGCCGCCUCGGCCGACACCGCCAGCACCGAGCGCGCGCAGUCCGAGCUGUUCGAGGCGUAUAUUGCGGGGGUGUUCCGGGAGCUGACGGCGGCGCGGUUCGACGAGCUGCGCGCCUACCACCUGCAGCUGCUGCAGCCGUACAUUGUCGCGUACCACGCGCUGCACCGCUCUGCCGCGCACCACCCCGUCAUCCGCGAGAAGCAGCGGAAGCAGGAGAUGGCGACGUACACCGUGCGGCUGAUGGAGUACGCGGCCAAGAACCGGCUCGAGCCGCCCGUGUUCGAGUUCACCUCGAAUGGCGCACAGGGCCCGCUGGUCCAGUGGGGCUGCCAGGUCAUCCUCGGCGGAGUGCAUGUGGCCAAGGCUGUCGCGGGGAGUAAGAGCAAUGCGAAACAUCUGGCGAGCGCGGAGGCGUUUAAGGCCCUGCCCGUCCUGGUGGGCGAGAAGGAUCCGCCACAUACCACGACGGAGAGGAGGAAGAAGAAGGAGUUCUAUAGGGCUGCUGCAAAGACCCGUGCCACUCCCGCACUGUUUGGACAGCCUGGCUGGGCGCCCUCCAACGCUGCGCAUAUGGCUACCGCGCCAAGUUGGGGAUCGUAGGGGAAGUGGGUGGGGUUGUGGGGCGAGAGCAGCUCGUCCCCC
Molecule: messenger RNA, 1074 nt
Organism: Tricharina praecox
Lineage: Eukaryota; Fungi; Ascomycota; Pezizomycetes; Pezizales; Pyronemataceae
Exons: 1
Coding region: 88-1032 (314 amino acids)
Biological process (GO): RNA processing
Molecular function (GO): ribonuclease III activity
Source: RefSeq, a predicted model, not a curated record